Molecule: messenger RNA, 564 nt
Organism: Caenorhabditis angaria
Lineage: Eukaryota; Metazoa; Nematoda; Chromadorea; Rhabditida; Rhabditidae
Source: the annotation of a GenBank genome assembly
AUGCCUAGUUUAUCUUGUCGAAGGCAUACAACUUGCGCACUUUUCAUGAUAGUUCGUGACGAAUACAAAUGUACUCAAAAUGAAACAGGCUUCGAAAUCGUCGACUACGGGAUUUUAAUCAAAGCGAUUCCCGAAUUCAUAUUUCUUACAAUAACAUUUAUAUUCACCAUCCUCACUUUUAUUGUGAUUCGUCAAAAUCGUCACAUUUUAUCAGAGACUAAGAGAAAAGCCGAACUAUCGAUUAUCUAUCAAAAUACUCCGAUUCUCAUUGCGUUCAUUUACAAAUACAUCGGAGCUUUGGUGAUUUAUUUCAUUCGAAACGAGGGAAGCUACGAUGAUCGAGAUGAUUAUUUCAGAAUGGUUGUUUGUAGCGUCUUUAUACGUGUCGAAUCAAUUUUUCCGGUGGUUUAUACGGCCGCCAAUUUUGCGAGAUUUCAAAGUUUAUUUUCUUGCUGUGCUUGUUGCUUGAAAUGCUGCUGCUGUUGCAAGAGAAGAAAUCGAAUCAGUGAUAAUUCGUUACAAUUCAAGAGCACAACAAGAAUGAAUAAUGUUGUAGAAAAUUGA